This is a messenger RNA of Cucurbita moschata (crookneck pumpkin), 1919 nucleotides long. Its product is annotated as probable galacturonosyltransferase 15. The coding region runs from base 137 to 1747 and encodes 536 amino acids. Lineage: Eukaryota; Viridiplantae; Streptophyta; Magnoliopsida; Cucurbitales; Cucurbitaceae. The record is from RefSeq and is a predicted model, not a curated record. Gene Ontology annotation, molecular function: polygalacturonate 4-alpha-galacturonosyltransferase activity. The transcript has 6 exons.
AAAAGACAUAAAAGGGCAGUUGGGCAUAGCUGGUGAGUUCGGCAGAGUGCGAACCCGUGAGUCGCUCUAAAAAAAAAGGCCUGAGUCGUUGCUCCACUUCCAUCUUCUUCUCGCCUUGAAUGGAUUCCCCACCACGAUGAACUUCUAUAUCUCCACCACCGGCAUUAAGAAGCUCACGAUUUCCAACUCCGCCGCUCUCAAGCCGCCGACGCCGCCUCCUCCGCCGUCCACAGCGCCUAAUCGUAGAAUCUACACUCGCUCAAUCUUGCCUCUCCUCCUCACUCUCGCAAUUGUUCUCCCGUUCUGUUUCCUUCGGAUCGCCUUUUUCGUCCUCGAAUCCGCCGCCGCGUGUUCCUCCUCCAUCGACUGCUCUGGAUGGACGCUUUUCAGCGGAAAUGACGACGCAUCUUCGAGACUGAGCGAGGAAUUCUUAAGAUUAAUGGUGGAUUCAAAGGAAAGUGGGUCUGUGGGGAGUGGCGAUGGAGAUGGAGUGGGAUCCUUCAACGAGCUUGUCAAAGACAUGAUUUCUAAACCACAGGACAUGAGGGCCUUCGCAUUCAAGACUAAAGCUAUGCUUCAAGCUAUGGAACAAAAGCUCAAAUCUGCCAGAAAACGUGAAUCUGUGUAUUGGCAUUUAGCUUCACAUGGCAUUCCAAAGGGCCUUCAUUGUCUCUCUCUCAAACUAGCCGAAGAGUACGCUGUUAACGCCAAAGCUCGAGCUCGUUUGCCACAGCCUGAAUAUGUUUCUCGCCUUACCGACCCUUUCUUUCGUCACGUCGUUCUCUUGACCGAUAACAUCCUCGCCGCUUCUGUUGUUGUCUCGUCCACCGUUCGGAACUCGGCCGACCCUCAAAAGCUGGUCUUUCACAUUGUCACUGACAAGAAAACAUACACCCCAAUGCACGCCUGGUUUGCAACCAAUUCAGUUCAUGAUUCUGUGGUGGUUGAAGUUAAGGGACUGCACCAAUUCGACUGGUCCGAGGAUGUCAACAGCAGAGUUCACGAUAUGUUCGAGAUUCAUCGCUCGAUCUGGAAGCGUUACUAUAAUGAUUUCAAAGAAGCUAACUUCGGGUUUGAUGGGGAAGAUCAAACACAAUUAGAUGUUCUUACCCCCACCAGUGUCUCCCUCUUGAAUCACCUCCGCAUUUAUCUUCCCGAGCUGUUUCCAGAUCUGAAGAAGGUCGUGUUCUUGGACGAUGACAUUGUCGUGCAACAUGAUAUGUCCUCUUUAUGGGACAUGGACCUUGGUGGCAAUGUUGUUGGCGCUGUCCUUGAUUCUCCCUGUGGCGAUGGUUGUUGUCCAGGAAGAACAUACAGCCACUACCUGAACUUCUCCCAUCCUUUGAUAUCAUCAAACUUCGAUCCCGACCGCUGUGCGUGGCUCCACGGCAUGAACAUUUUCGAUCUCGAAGGGUGGAGAAAGAUGAACAUCACAUCCAAAUAUCACCAGUGGCUCAAACAUAAUCUCAACUCUGGAUUGUCAUUGUGGCUUCCAGGGGAACUGGCUCCAUCCUUGAUGGCUUUUGAGGAUCAUAUGUAUCCCAUUGAUUCAUCAUGGCAUGUGGCUGGAUUAGGUGAAAGACCCUUAAAGAUAAUAAGCAAGGAGAUCCUCCAAGACGCUGCAGUCGUUCAUUUCAGCGGUCCAGCCAAGCCGUGGCUCGAGAUCGGGUCACCAGAGGUACGAAACAUAUGGCAUAAACAUGUAAAUUUCUCAAAUAAGUUUAUUAGAAGAUGCAGAAUAAUGUAGUGAGGAGAAGGAAGUUGCCCUAGUUUAGAACUAAAACUAUUCAUUUAUGUGGUCUGAGAUAAGAGGGAAGAAGGCUUAGCCCGCCUUCAGCCUCUUCGGAUUAAUCUCGACAAAAAUAUGAUAGCAAUAGAUUCAGAGUUUUAGAGGAUAUAUGUUGUAUAUUAUUUUUUGA